Messenger RNA from Ornithorhynchus anatinus (platypus), 5463 nucleotides. RefSeq names its product ADAMTS like 3 (gene ADAMTSL3). Gene Ontology annotation, cellular component: extracellular matrix. The transcript has 28 exons. The record is from RefSeq and is a predicted model, not a curated record. Gene Ontology annotation, biological process: extracellular matrix organization. Bases 214 to 5241 code for a protein of 1675 amino acids. Gene Ontology annotation, molecular function: metalloendopeptidase activity. Lineage: Eukaryota; Metazoa; Chordata; Mammalia; Monotremata; Ornithorhynchidae.
GCGGCGGGGACGGGCACCUGCUCCCGGGGGAGGGCGCGGCCGCCGAGCCGGGACGCAGCUCUGCGGGCCUCCGGGCUGGACCGGCCUCUCAGCUGGGCCUCGGGAGUGUGCCAACCAGGGGGCCCACCUGGGUCUCUGGCUCCGUGCGUCCCUCUGUGGGCAUCGGGAUCUCAGCUGCUCAGCGCCAAGAGCAAGACUGCUGGGUGAGACUCCAUGGCUAUCCUUCAGGAAAGGCCCCUGUGCUGGCUGCAGACCUGGUUUGCUCUGGUCAUCUGCCCCGGCCUGCAGACAAAUGCCGAGCAGCCCCAAGGAGCUUACUUCCUCCCGGAGUUUGCCCUUUCUCCCCAGGGAAGUUUUCUUGAAGACACAACAGGAGAGCAGUUCCUCACCUAUCGUUUCGACGACCAGACUUCAAGAACAGCCCGUUCGGAUGAAGACAAAGAUGGCGGCUGGGAUGCCUGGGGUACUUGGAGUGAUUGCUCGCGCACCUGUGGAGGAGGAGCAUCUUACUCUCUCAGGAGGUGCUUGAAUGGGAGGAGCUGUGAAGGGCAGAACAUCCGUUACAAAACCUGCAGCAACAAUGACUGCCCCACGGAUGCAGGCGAUUUCCGAGCCCAACAGUGUUCUGCAUACAACGACGUCAAGUACCAAGGGCAGUUCUACGAGUGGCUUCCUGUCCCAGGAGACCGUGCCGGAUCCUGUGCCCUCAAAUGCCGGGCUCGGGGCAAGAAUGUUGUGGUGGAGCUUGCCCCAAAGGUGCUGGAUGGGACCCGCUGCCACACUGACUCCCUGGACAUGUGCAUCAGCGGCAUCUGCCAGGCCGUGGGCUGCGACCGACAACUUGGGAGUGGAGCCAAGGAAGACAACUGUGGAGUCUGUGCAGGGGACGGCUCGACCUGUAGGCUCGUGCGGGGGCAGACCAAAGUGCACGUUCCAAAAGACAAAAGGGAAGAGACGGUGGUGAUUGCUGUGCCGCUGGGCAGCAGGAGCGUGAGGAUUUCAGUGAAAGGAUCUGCUCAUCUGGUUAUUGAAUCAAAAACACUUCAAGGAGACAAACGGGAACACAGCUUCAAGGCCCCUGGCGUGUUUGUCAUUGAAAACACAACGGUGGAAUUUCAGAAGGGGCCCGAGAGGGAAACCUUGAAAGCUGCAGGGCCUCUCGCAGCGGAUUUCAUUUUCAAGACCAGGUACACGGCCCCCAGAGACAGCGUCAUUCAAUUCUUCUUCCACCAGCCCAUCAGUCACCAGUGGAGGCAAACAGACUUCUUUCCCUGCACCGUGACAUGCGGCGGGGGAUACCAGCUGAACUCAGCCGAGUGCUUGGACAUACGUCUGAAUCGGGUUGUGCCUGACCACAACUGCCACUACCACCCCGAAAACAAAAAACCCAAACCCAAGCUGAAGGAGUGCGGCAUGGAUCCCUGUCCUUCGAGUGAUGGAUUUAAAGAGAUCAUGCCCUAUGACCACUUCCAGCCGCUCCCUCGCUGGGAGCACAAUCCAUGGACAACAUGCUCAGUGUCUUGCGGAGGGGGUGUCCAGAGGAGAAGCUUUGUCUGUGUGGAGGAGUCCAUGCCUGGGGAGACCUUGCAUGUUGAAGAAUGGAAGUGCAUGUAUGCACCCAAACCCAAGGUCUUGCAGACCUGCAACCUGUUCGAUUGCCCUAAGUGGGUGGCAAUGGAGUGGUCCCAGUGCACUGUGACCUGUGGGCGAGGUUUGCGCUAUCGAGUGGUCCUGUGUAUCGAUCACCAAGGCCAGCACGUCGGGGGCUGUAACCCGCAGCUCAAGCUGCACAUCAAAGAAGAGUGUGUCGUGGCCGUCCCGUGCUACAAGCCAAAAGAAAAAAGUCCGGUGGAAGCUAAGUCACCCUGGACUAAACAAGCCCAGGAGCUAGAGGAGACACAAGCUGCCUCAGAUGACCCUGCGUUUCUUCCUGAGCCGUGGUCCCCCUGCAGUGCAUCGUGUGGCCCCGGCGUGCAGGUGCGGGCUGUGAGGUGCCGCGUCCUCCUUGCCUUCAGCCGGACAGACACGGAGCUGCCCGACGAGGAGUGUGAUGGCCCCAGGCCGCCCGGUGAACAGCCCUGCCUCCUACAGGCCUGCCCAGGGCCCUCUCUCCCUCCCCGAGGGCAGGACAGCGGAGCCAUUUACGAUUGGGAGUAUGUGGGUUUUACGCCUUGCUCGGCUACGUGUGCGGGAGGAAAGCAAGAAGCCAUCGCCACGUGCCUGCACAUCCGGAGCCAGAGAGUGGUCAAAGCUGCGAUGUGCGAGGAGGCCACCCGGCCCCCGGCCAUGUUCCGUACUUGCAACCCUGAUCCCUGCCCACCGAGGUGGCACACCAGCCCAUGGAGGCCGUGCUCCGCCACCUGUGCAGUUGGGAUCCAGACUCGGGAGGUCCGGUGCCUGCGGGCAGGAGACUCCCCAGCGCCCGAUGACGCGUGCCCAGAGGACAAGCCCAACGUGUUAAAGGCGUGUAACCAACUGGACUGCCCCCCAGCCUGGCACGUGGGAGAGUGGCAGCAGUGCUCAGUGAGCUGUGGUUCCGGGAUCCAGAAGAGGAAGCUGAUUUGUCACAGGCUGACGGCUGGAGGACAGGACGCUGCAGUCAAUGGCUCCCUGUGUGACGUCCUCCCCCGCAUGCCCCUGCUGAGGAUGUGCCGGAUGGCCGCCUGUCCCGAUGAGAAGCAGGGAUCUAACGCUGAGCCACCGGCCCAUCCUGGCACCCGGCUCCCUCAGAUCCUCGGCCUCCACAGAAUCUACAUUCAGACCAGGAGGGAAAAGCGUGUUCACUUUACCGUUGGCAGCCGGGCCUAUCUGAGGCCUCAAACCUCCGUGGUCAUCAAGUGCCCCGUACGUGGGUUCCAAAAGUCUCUGAUCCGGUGGGAGAAGGAUGGCCGGGCCCUGAAGAACUCCAAGAGGCUCUGGAUAACCAAGUCUGGGUCCCUGAAAGUGCGCAGUCUCCAGGCGGGUGACAUCGGGGUCUACCGGUGCAUCGCUGGCGCUGCGCAUGAGACCUUUGUGCUCAAACUCAUCGGCGCAGAUGACCGGCUGAUUGAGCCGCCUGGCUCCGGGAAGCCCACCCCUGGGUCCAGUGGGCUGGUGCACAAUGAGGCAGAUGGCCUGGAGGCCAAGUGGCAUCAGAUGAAUAAGAUGUGGCACCUGUGGAAUGAAAAGAACCACCUCUAUCUGGGCGACGGGCAAGUGAGCGACCAGCCAUCCUCGAGAAUGUCUGCCCCCGGUGGGGGUGACCCUCCCGAGUUGGGCCGCCCGCAGGGCCUUGGAGAAGUGCACAGGGGAGCAGGAGCGCUCCGGGGGGCCCACAGCUUGGACCAGGCUCAGUUUGCAGAGCUCGUAAGAAACAUGAGCCAGAUCAUUGAAACCGGGGAGAUGAGUGAUGACUUAGCGUCCCAAGUCAUCUAUCGGCUGGUGGCGGAACUCUCCGCACCUGCGAUGGGCGGGGGGCCAACAGAGGCUAGCUCUCUGCCUCCCCCGGGGGUCAAAGCCACUGCCCGAGGCCCCUCCGAUCGGAAAGGGCCACACAAGCCGGACUCCAAGAAUAAGGGACCGGAUUAUCCGAAGUCAAAUCAACCUCUUGGAAUAUCAUUCGACCCAACAGUCAGUGCCAGGAUCGGCGAUCCCGUGUUCAUUACAGAGAGGACCCAGACUGUCAACUUGCUGUGCGAGGCAGGGGGAAGCAGAGACGUCAAAUAUACGUGGACUAAGAAUGGGGCGGCUUUACGACCCUCAGAAAAAAUUAUCUUGGAGGGACAGAAGCACUUGCAGAUUCGGAAUCCCACGCGAGAAGAGCAGGGGGUGUAUGCGUGCAUGGCAGUUGGCGAACUUGGAUCAGACCCGCUGACAUCUUCGGUGCUGUACGCAGAGGCACCCAUCAUCCUAUCAUCCUGGAAGCCUGUCACCCGCCUGGAUGGCCGCCCACUUUCCCUGGUUGUGGGGAGCUCCGCGGAGGCAGCAGUAGGAGCAGACAUUACACUGCAGUGUCCGGCAACAGGGAAGCCUGAGCCCGAGGUGUCGUGGCUGAAGAGGGGAGGGUCCCUGAACAACAACACGAUCCGGCUCCCCGAUGGGGCCCUGCUGCUGCCGAACGCUUCCCGGAAGCACGAGGGGACAUACGUGUGCACGGCUGCCAACGCUAUGGGGAAGGCCGUGGCAGCCACCCGUCUUCGCUUGUCCGAUCCAAGAGAACCAGGCCCAAGAAAAGCGGCCCCCGGCAGAGACAGGAAGUGGGUUCUCAUGGCUUCCAGCAUCGGCACCAACAUCACAGUGAUGGCCGGGGAACUCCUCCGCAUAGGUUGUCCCACACAGCCGCACCAGAGAAACACCAUCCGUUGGUUCUUUAAAAACAGGCCUCUUGAGGAAGCGAGGGGUUUGAAGUACAGAUUGUUGGCCAGGGGCCGAAUCCUGGAGGUGGCUGCCCUCUCUCAGCCGUUUGCUGGACGGUACAGAUGCUGGCCCGCCCGUGCCUCCAAGCCAUUGUCUGCCUGGGUAAAUGUCAGCCGUGAAGAAUCCUGGUGGGAGGCGGGGGAAUGGACCCACUGCUCCGUCUCCUGUGGCCGCUGGGGGACCCGCGUCCGAAGACCCCGGUGUGUGUCCUCCAAGGGCCGGGAAGCCAACGAAACCUCCUGCGACCCCCUCCGGAAGCCGCCGCCCAGCCUUCAGCCCUGCAACCUCCAGGGUUGCCCCGUCGGGGACGUCAAUCCCGUCAGGGGAGUCGGCCCCACGAUGGAUGUCGUCCCCACUCUGGAUGUAAGUCCUACCUUGGAUGUCAGUUCCUCCCUGGACGUCGGCCCCUCCAUCGAUGUCGGCCCCGCCGUGGACGUGACUCCUACCGUGAAUGUCAGCCCCACCGUGGACGUCAGCCCCGGCAGGAAUGUUGGCCCCACCACGGACGUCGAUCCCUCUAGCUCCAUAUCUGGGAGAAGAUGUGCACCUGGAACGUGCGCCGGGGCCUGGCGGACUGGACCGUGGAGGCCCUGCACGGCCUCCUGCGGCCGCGGCUUUCAGUCACGGAGGGUGGACUGUGUCCUGGUGAGGAGCAGCCAGCGUGUGGCCGACCAGCACUGCACUGGGAAGGAAAAACCGGAUGCCCAACGACCCUGUCGGGGGAUGUCCUGUGGCGAGGGAGAGUGCAAGGACACAACUCAUUACUGCACAUUCGUGAAACACCUCAAGCUGUGCCCGAUAGCCCUGUACCGACAGAAAUGCUGCCAGUCGUGCCGGGAAGCCUGACGGUCUGGGGGGCAGUGCUCCGUGCCGCCGUGGAGAGGGGGGCGGCAGCCAGCCCAGAAGGAUGCUCUUGUAAAUAAGACUCCCGACUUCCCAGAAAAAUGGCGGCCUAGUCCCAACUACGCGGUGCCUCUGGUGGACACGCUACGGGUGUCACUGGGGAGAGAUUUCCAGCCACGUCUCCAUGGUCCACCUUUUCAUACACAAAAUACAUUUCUGGCGGGG